Leptopilina boulardi is the source of this 3650-nucleotide messenger RNA. RefSeq names its product UNC93-like protein. The record is from RefSeq and is a predicted model, not a curated record. Gene Ontology annotation, biological process: regulation of muscle contraction; regulation of potassium ion transport. NCBI's taxonomy places the organism in Eukaryota, Metazoa, Arthropoda, Insecta, Hymenoptera, Figitidae. Bases 611 to 2314 code for a protein of 567 amino acids. Gene Ontology annotation, cellular component: plasma membrane; striated muscle dense body. The transcript has 6 exons. Gene Ontology annotation, molecular function: potassium channel regulator activity.
AAUUGAAAGCCAAGUAGUCAGCGUCAGCCGUCGGGUAAACGGUGUGGAUUAUACGAUUCUCCAAGUCAGCAAGUCGACACAGCAGUUGUCUCCGAACCCUCGAAUCGGCUGGACGUGGGAAACAUAUAUUUUAUAUAUAUAUAUAUAAUAUAUUCAGUUCGUGUCAAGAUUCGUGUCAAAACAAAAAAGUUUUUUUUUCGAAAAAAAAUUUUUUUUUAUAUUUUCAAAAAGUGAAAUUUUAUUUAUUUAUUUUUUUUUGAAAAAUUAAACAAAUCCUCGACGACGGCUUUUUUGCGCGCGCGUUAAAUCGAUUCCUCAACCAAAAAGGGUCGUCGAGGAUCAUUCAACUUUAAUAAAGGAAUAUUUUUAAUUUUAUAAUUUAAAAUAAAAAAUUGUUUUGUUUUUCUUAAAAACGCGCGACAAAAAGAAAAAGAAGAAGAAGAAAAAAAAACCUGUGUUUAUUUUAUUUAUAAAAGUUUUGCGCGGAGGAUUUUUUUUUUUGAAGAGAGUGACCUCUGCUCGCGCGCGCGUGAAGAAGAAGAAGACGUGUCUCUCGCUCUGGACCAAAAGGGAGUCAAGAGAAUCCGUUACGACGUAGCCGACUCGUACAAUGGUGACGACAACACAAAAUGACAGCGAAAGAAGUGUCGGUGGCGGUGAUGGAGAUGGGGGCGGCGGCGGUGGUGGUGGCGGUGGUGAAAAAAAUACCACAGUGUUUACGGUAUCUGUGAGUGGCGUUGGCUAUAGAAAUGAUGGUUACAAGGACGAUGGUACGGACGGUAUACCACCAGAACCAAGAAAACCACCACAAUUACCCGCGAGUGAUGAUGAUACACAAUCGCGUAAAUUUAAAUUGUCGCGCAGUGAAAAAUGGCGUAUUCUCAAAAAUAUUGGUACAGUGUCAAUAGCAUUUAUGGUACAAUUCACUGCAUUUCAAGGUACGGCAAAUUUACAAUCGUCAAUUAAUGCUAAAGAAGGCCUCGGUACAGUAUCAUUGUCAGCAAUUUAUGCUGCACUUGUGCUCUCUUGUAUUUUUAUACCAACAUUUGUGAUUAAAAGAUUGACCGUCAAAUGGACAUUGUGCGUGUCAAUGUUGUGUUAUGCGCCAUAUAUUGGCUCACAAUUUUAUCCACGUUUUUAUACACUUGUACCGGCUGGUGUUUUAUUGGGCCUUGGCGCCGCACCAAUGUGGGCGGCAAAAGCGACCUACCUCACGCAAGUUGGUGGUGUUUAUGCAAAACUCACCGAUCAACCUGCCGACGCUAUUGUUGUUAGAUUCUUUGGAUUUUUCUUUCUCGCAUGGCAAACGGCGGAACUUUGGGGAAAUCUUGUAUCGUCUCUUGUGUUAAGUGGAGAUGAAUUUGGAGGUAGUAAUAACUCUGUCAGUAGUGACAAUGCUAAAGUGAAAUUAUGUGGAGCUGAUUUCUGUGUUCAUGCAAAUGGUGGACACGAGAGUUUGGAUCGACCACAAGAUUCUGAGAUUUAUGAAAUCUCAGCAAUUUAUUUAUCUUGUGUUUUGGUUGCCGUUAUGAUUGUCGCUCUCUUCGUGGAUCCACUCUCCAGGUACGGGGAGAAACAACGAAGGGCUGACAGUCAAGAGAUAAGUGGAAUUCAACUAUUGUCUGCAACAGCUUAUCAAUUAAAAAAACCAUAUCAACAACUUUUAAUUCCCAUCACUGUGUGGAUUGGCAUGGAGCAGGCCUUCAUAGGAGCUGAUUUUACACAGGCUUACAUCUCGUGUGCAUUGGGAGUUCACAAAGUUGGUUAUGUGAUGAUCUGUUUUGGAGUAGUGAAUGCUGGAUGUUCAUUACUUUUUGGAUCGAUAAUGAAAUUUAUUGGCCGUCAGCCAGUGAUGGCACUCGGUGCCAUUGUUCAUGCAUCAUUAAUUGCGGUUCUUCUCACCUGGAAACCACAUCCUGAUAAUCCUUAUAUUUUUUAUACAAUAUCUGGACUAUGGGGCGUUGGUGAUGCCGUUUGGCAAACACAAGUCAAUGGACUCUACGGAACGCUCUUCAGGCGCAACAAAGAGGCGGCAUUUUCAAAUUAUCGACUAUGGGAGAGUGCAGGUUUUGUCGUGGCAUACGCCUACAGUACACAUCUUUGUGCAAGAAUGAAACUCUAUGCUCUUUUAUCGGUUCUUGUACUCGGUACAGCGGGUUAUUUGGUCGUUGAAAUUUUACACUGGCGUAAACAAAAAAGGCUCAAAGCCAUUGCCGAGGAUCCAAAAGCAGCUCAAGCGGAUGCCAAUCAACCCGAAGAAACGGAUGAUGAAAAAGAUGACAUUGACGACGACAUCAUCAUCACUCAUCUUUGAAUAAAAAGAGUAAAAAAAAAAACAAUUCUCGUCCUAACUCCUCUGAAAUCAAUCGACCUCAAAAGAGGAAACAAAAUUAACUAAAAAGGAAAAAUAAAAAAAAAAUGAAUCUUUUAUUUAAAAAAAUUUGAAAAGUUUCAAUUUUUUUUCUAGAGAAAGGAAGAAAAAGAUCUUCAAUUGUUUUGAAAAGAAAAAGAGGGUUGAAAUCCUCUUUGUAAAUAGAAAAUUGAAAAAACAAAAUUCUGGCUGCUUUUCUGAAUCGAUUGGAUUCUCAGAAUGGGAAAAUCGAAAAGACUCGUAAAAAAAAAAAAACUCUCGAUCCUGCUCCAAAGAUCCUCUUGGAUUUACCGAGACACAUCCGCCUUUCUCCAACUCGAGGUUUAUUUACAACACUUUCUACCGAGGGAGGAAAUUUAUUUUGGAAAAAGAAAAGAAAAAUCGGUAUUCGACGUUUAAAUACCAUUGCGUUUCAAAAAAAAAGAAAAAAAAAAAAAGAACCAAACGAUCCAAAGGACUAUUUACCCAAUGGAGACUCUCCUGGCGAUAAGCCAGGCUCAAAAUUAUAUUUUGGGAAAAUGUAAUUCCAAGUUCCGAGAGGAAUAUUACAAUAGCGUCAGGGUUGGAAAAAGUAUUAGACCUUAUAGGUGUACUUAGUUAAUUUUAUCGAGCACCCGAAUUGCUCCGUUUAUAAGAAUUGUUUUAAAUUAAAAACUUCCUACCAAAAUCUGGCCAAGACUUCCGCUAUAAAUUGCAAAACUUCGACAAAAAAAAUAAAUUCCGAAAAAGAAAUUUCUGCAGUUUUUCAUAAAAUUAAAAAUUAUUUUAUUUCUUUUUACUCAAAAAUUACUAUUCAAAAAGUAAAUUAUUUUUCAUGUGAAAAUUGUAAUUUUUAAUUUUCCCCAGAAAAAAACGUUUCACAUUUCAAAUACUGUUUCACACUCCUGUUAUCAUUUUUUUUUCCCACGAGAAUCAAGGGGAAAAAAAAACAAACGGAUUUGUGAAAAUUGAAAAAAGAAAAAAUCUGAUAAUAGUUUUCCGUGAAUUUUCCGUUUCGCAAAGAUAUUGUAUUUCCGUUUUAAAAUUGAAAUACGAUGAUUGAAAAAAACAAUGGAAUAAAACUUUUGCAGAAAGUUCUUUUCUUUUCACGCUAUAAAUUAGCCCUUUGGCAAUCUUAAAACUGCAAAACGACGAAGCAGAGAACAAUUUGAAAAUCCCUCCUUUUAUAUAAUGUACUUACUCAUGCAGAAUUAUGUGAUAAUCGCGAGAGACACUUUUACUCGAGGAAUUUAACGAACAAAAGAUGAAAUUAUAAAUUUCCAGUACAUUAUAUAUAUUU